Cygnus olor (mute swan) is the source of this 3956-nucleotide messenger RNA. RefSeq names its product retinoid X receptor alpha (gene RXRA). Gene Ontology annotation, cellular component: nucleus; RNA polymerase II transcription regulator complex. Gene Ontology annotation, molecular function: nuclear receptor activity; retinoic acid-responsive element binding; nuclear steroid receptor activity. NCBI's taxonomy places the organism in Eukaryota, Metazoa, Chordata, Aves, Anseriformes, Anatidae. Gene Ontology annotation, biological process: anatomical structure development; cell differentiation; response to retinoic acid. The transcript is spliced from 10 exons. Bases 385 to 1788 code for a protein of 467 amino acids. The record is from RefSeq and is a predicted model, not a curated record.
GGGGCGGCGCUGCGCUGCGCGGGGCGGGCGCUGCGGGGCGGUCGCGGCGCUCGCUCCCCCCUGCGCGGGCCCCGGCGCGGAGCCGAGCCGUGCCGAGCCGUUCCGUGCCGAGCCGAGCCGUGCCGCGGAGUUACAUUGUUGGGACUUUGCACCAAACUCGCGCCGCCGCCGCCUCGGCUGCGCGCCCCGCCGCCGGUGCGGGGCUGAGCCUUCCUCCUCCUCCCCCUCCUCCUCCUCCCUUGGGUGUUUUUUUCUUUUUUUUUUCCUCUUUUUUUUUUUUCCCCCUCUCCCCUCCCUCCCUUCCCCCUUUCGCUUUGAUUUCGCUCCCCGCCCCUGCGCUGUGUGUUUUCCACCAAGCCCCUUGGCAUGAGUUAGGCACCAGCGAUGGACACCAAACACUUCCUGCCGCUGGAUUUCUCAAACCAAGUCAAUUCCACGUCCCUGAACUCCCCCACCAGCCGGGGGCCCAUGGCCACCCCAUCCCUCCACCCGUCCAUCGGGCCGGGCAUCGGCUCCUCGCUGGGCUCCCCGGGUCAGCUCCACUCGCCCAUCAGCACCCUGAGCUCGCCCAUCAAUGGCAUGGGGCCCCCCUUCUCCGUCAUCAGCUCCCCCAUGGGCCCGCACUCGAUGUCCGUCCCCUCCACGCCCAGCCUGGGAUUCGGCACCAGCAGCCCGCAGCUCAACUCGCCCAUGAACCCCGUCAGCAGCUCAGAAGACAUCAAGCCCCCCCUGGGGCUCAAUGGGGUCCUCAAAGUGCCAGCACAUCCCUCAGGAACGAUGGCCUCCUUCACCAAGCACAUAUGUGCCAUCUGCGGGGACAGGUCUUCAGGUAAACAUUACGGGGUGUACAGCUGCGAGGGCUGCAAAGGCUUCUUCAAGCGCACGGUGCGGAAGGACCUGACCUACACGUGCCGCGACAACAAGGACUGCUUGAUCGACAAGCGCCAGCGCAACCGCUGCCAGUACUGCCGCUACCAGAAGUGUCUUGCCAUGGGGAUGAAGCGAGAAGCUGUCCAGGAGGAGAGGCAGCGGGGGAAAGACCGCAACGAGAACGAGGUGGAGUCCACAAGUAGCGCCAACGAGGACAUGCCCGUGGAAAAAAUCUUGGAAGCUGAACUCGCCGUGGAGCCCAAGACAGAGACAUACAUUGAAGCGAACAUGGGCUUGACGCCGAGCUCGCCCAAUGACCCGGUGACGAACAUAUGCCAGGCAGCCGACAAGCAGCUCUUCACCCUGGUGGAGUGGGCCAAGAGGAUCCCCCACUUCUCCGAGCUGCCCCUGGACGACCAGGUCAUCCUGCUCCGAGCAGGGUGGAAUGAGCUCCUAAUCGCCUCCUUCUCCCACCGCUCCAUAGCCGUGAAAGACGGGAUCCUCUUAGCCACCGGGCUCCACGUGCACCGGAACAGCGCGCACAGUGCUGGCGUCGGGGCCAUCUUUGACAGAGUACUGACAGAACUCGUGUCAAAAAUGCGAGACAUGCAGAUGGACAAGACAGAGCUAGGCUGCCUGCGAGCCAUUGUCCUCUUCAACCCUGACUCGAAAGGUCUCUCCAACCCAGCUGAAGUCGAGGCGUUACGGGAGAAGGUGUACGCGUCGCUAGAGGCGUACUGCAAGCACAAAUACCCCGACCAGCCCGGGAGGUUCGCCAAGCUCCUGCUCCGGCUCCCUGCCCUCCGGUCCAUCGGCCUGAAAUGCCUGGAGCACCUCUUCUUCUUCAAGCUAAUAGGCGACACGCCGAUCGACACCUUCUUGAUGGAAAUGCUGGAAGCGCCCCAUCAAAUGACUUAGAGAACUGCUGCUGGGUCAGUCCCUCGCCCGGCCGGGGCCUCGCGGGGCUCCGUCCUCUGCUUUCUCCUCCUCCACCCCAGCCCCUUCCCUCCCUGCCCUCCCCGAUGCUGGAGGCACCGUCCGAGCUUCUCCGCGCGCUCCCCGGGGCGACCCCCCCGAAGUCCUCGCCGCCUCGCCACGUUGACCCUUGUCCGUUUGCUGUCACUGCUGCGUCUAAAGACCUGAUCCGCUGUUGCCCUGCGGUAGAUGUAGAGAAGUGGGGGACGGAGAGCUUUGCCCCGGCGCCCCGUGCCGGGUGGCGCUGCCACGGGAGCUGGGGACGGUGCCGGCCCUUUGGGCAGCGGGGGUUUGGACGAGCUGAGGGAGUGGUUCGGCUCGCCGGGUUGCAGCUGGCUAUUUUCAGAGGAUGGAGGUUGUUUUUUUUUUUUUUUUUUUGAAAAAGAGAAGAGAAAAAAAAAAAUAGAAUUCUAUUUUUGGUUUCUAACUGUUAUUAGUAGUCUCGGUAGUUACUUCGCAGAGGGAGAGGCGGCCCUUACCGUGCCCCGUGAGUGAGUCACCCGUGGCUGCGCAGAGCCUUCUCCUUUCACUUAAAAGCAGAGGAUUUGGGGUUGAGCUAAAUCCCCCCUCCAAAUACCCGGUGGCAUGGGGACGUCCUCUCCCUCUCUGCCCACCCCAGGGCACCAGGCGCUGCUGCUCUCAGGCCGGAGCUGCCCACAGACACGAGCACAGGUCCGGAGCGCUUGCUUUAAGGCUGUUUGGGACACGGCAUCGCCCUUGCUGGGGUCCUGCUGAGAACCCCUGCCCUUCCCACUGCACCCAGCAUCCCGGCACGGCCCCGCUCACCAGGCACCAUCCUGCUCAAUUUAAGGGCUGUUGUGUUGGAGCACCAGGGGCUGGUGCCUCGGCAGUGCUCCCUGUUUGGUGUUUUGGUCCUACCCUGCUCCAGGUUGGUUUUGUGUUUCUGGCUGCUGGGGUGGGCUCGACAAAGCGCCCACCACCCUGACUGCGCCCGCGUGGGGGGUUCGGGCUCGUCCAAGGGCUUGUCGAUUCAGCAGCCUUGGUGCAAAACACUGCAGGGCAACAAUUAGUGGGAGCGUUUGGUAAUUGUGGAUGUUAAUUAGUGGCGAAGCGGGAAUGGGGCUCCCCCUCCCCAGAUCUUCCCGUUUGGGCAGGGACGUGGGGCUGGGAGGUCCUGGCUGGAGGGGGAUGCCCGGCAGGGGCAGGAGAUCAGCCCGGAGCGCUGGUCCCCAUCACCUCGCCUUUCACUUUAAUCAGGUGUCCCCAGAGCCUGCCUGAGCGCGUGGGUUAAAAAAACAGAGCAGAAUGAGCCGGGAAGGCUCCUGGGGAGGGUUUUUCCCCCCGCAGCGGGACAGGACGGUCCUGAGCACAUCCCAGGGCGCUGAGAGCCAAGGAUGAGGUGCCUGCGGUUGGCUCCAGGCCCAGGGCUCCAGGCCCAGGGCUUCCCCACUGCUUUCAUGUCUGCUGUGCCCCAAAGCAACAGAGCAUUAGGUCCCAAAGAGAGGUCGGUCUCCGUUUCUCCCUGGGGGCUGUAGCUGCCCCCUCAAACAGCCGCUUUGUGCCUGCAGGGGGACGGAGCGGUGCCGGGCAGCCCCCACCUCUGCUUUGGAGGGGACACAGUUGUCACCCGCCUGUCUCGUCCCGCCUGGCGGCUCCAUCCCCUGCAGUUAAUAAGGCCAUCUCCUCGCUGAAUAAAUACUCGGGAUUUCAGGUCAUAACUUUCCCUUAGGCUGGCCUGAAGUGGCGAAUCCACAGAGGCGGGGAGGAGAAGCGUUUUGGCUCUGCUUCUCCAGCAGCCUGCAUGCCGCCGAAAAUAUUAUUAAACAGCUUCACCCUGGAAGAAUUUGCCAAGAAAACUAGGCAAGAGAAACGAAAUCUAGCAAGGGUGCCAGUAAACACGAGCAGGCUGCUCCUUGCCAGCGCAGCCCUCGCGCACGCCCGCGCGCGGUGGCCGAGGGCUGGCAGCAGGCGGGGGCGCGCACCCAGGGGGCUCGGCUGGAGCUCGACCUUGCACUAUAAUAAAGCCGAGCUGUUGUUUGUCUCCGUUGGGUAGAACCACUUUAUUUUAUUUUUUUUUUUGCUCGGUGAGUUUUUGGAAGGGGAUCCGCGAGCAGGUGCCCCCACCCCACCCCAUCCCAUCCUGGGUAGCA